AUGGCACUAGUGGCUCGGAGAUUAUUGACUUUUGGCAGUAACGAGCGGGCAUUAAACAGCAUUACUGACAGGCUCAUUGACGAGCAAAUGGUACUGAAUGGGAAGUUACUAACCUUGCUCAUGGUGAAGUUGGGUGCUUGGGGGAAUCGCUAUCAUGCCCACCAAAAGAAGCAUGAGAGUUCAGAUACUGCCGGGUUGCCCGGGCCUAGACAGGGGCAGUUGAAAUACCGGGACGUACUCAAGCAAGUCAUGGAAGCCCAUUUGUUGCCGUGUAAAAUCAGUUCCGACGGAAUGCAUGUCGACGUCCAGGCAGGUUUUGUUCGAGAAGAGACCGGUUCGAUCUCAUUUUCCGGCCACUCUGUUGAGAAAGCAAACUUCCGCGGACGACCUAUUUUUGGUACCAAACUGCCCAUUCCUCCUCCAUAUGAAGCGGUUUUAGCACAUCCGACUGACAGCUUAGGAGAUAAAGAACCCGCUCGUCUGUCUGUUAAAUCUAAAAUCAGUAGUAUAACGCUGUGGAAUCUAUCUGAUGAACCUAAGGCAUCUGACAAAAUUCCCUUAGCCAUGUUAUGGUUGAAACUGGCCCCAUUGGUUCACUCAAAUGCCAGUUAUUCAAACUGA
Messenger RNA from Opisthorchis viverrini, 621 nucleotides. RefSeq lists its product as hypothetical. NCBI's taxonomy places the organism in Eukaryota, Metazoa, Platyhelminthes, Trematoda, Opisthorchiida, Opisthorchiidae. The record is from RefSeq and is a predicted model, not a curated record. Gene Ontology annotation, cellular component: ribonuclease H2 complex. Gene Ontology annotation, biological process: RNA catabolic process. The transcript is spliced from 4 exons. Bases 1 to 621 code for a protein of 206 amino acids.